AUGAAAAAUUAUGGUGGUUUUUGCAUUCCAAACCCAUCUGAAUUGCAGAUAAUCCCGUAUUUGGCGAGUCAGUUCCGGAAGGACAAAAUUUGGAUGCGCCGGACACAACCCAGCCAACGCGACUACCGAAUUCUUAUCGGAGUAGACAAUUCAUCCUCUAUGGCAGACAACCUCUGCAGGCAGAUGACCUUCGAAGCCUUGGCCACAGUGAUAAACGCUUUGAACCUCCUUGAGGCCGGGAAAGUUGGUGUCUGCAGUUUUGGGGAGUCGGUAGAGGUGGUGCAUGGUCUAGGUGAACCAUGGACCAACGAAAUGGGGGCUGCAAUGCUCGCUAAAUUCGACUUCAAGCAGUCACGCACCUCACUCACCCAGGUUAGUUGCUGA
Molecule: messenger RNA, 384 nt
Organism: Hydatigera taeniaeformis
Lineage: Eukaryota; Metazoa; Platyhelminthes; Cestoda; Cyclophyllidea; Taeniidae
Source: the annotation of a GenBank genome assembly